AUGCCAUCAGCUCUGGCUUUCCUCGGGGUAUUUUACCUUUUCUACACCACCUCUGUGGUGCUCUGGAACCUCUAUCUGCAUCCGUUGCGUCAUAUCCCAGGGCCUAAGCUAUGGAUAGCGUUUCCAUUGCUACGCCACAUCUCCAAUAUUCGCGGCAGGCUGGAUAUCGACAUCCGUGCGUUCCACAACAAGUAUGGUGAGGCCGUUCGGUUCGGCCCCGAUGAGGUCUCUUUCAUCACGCCUCAGGCAUGGAAGGAUAUCUAUGGCCACGGUCAUCGGCAGAUGCCCAAGGUCAGGGGCUCCGCCAGCAACCCGAAAGAUAUCAUCAGCGCCAACGAUGUCGAUCACACCCGAUACCGCAAGGCCAUGGCCCAUGCCUUUUCUGCUAAGGGCCUCCAAGCCCAGGAGCCGUUCCUUGUCGGCUAUGUUGACAAGCUCAUCAAGAGGCUGCACGAUAUAGCUAAAUCGCAACUGCCCGUCGAUAUGGUGAAAUGGUACAACCUCACAACGUUUGAUCUCAUCGGCGACCUCGCAUUUGGAGAAUCAUUCGGCGGCCUGGACUCAUCCGAGUACCAUCACUGGGUAGCAACCAUCUUUGAAUCCAUUCGGGCGCUAGCGUUUGUCAAGCUCAAAGACUACUACCCGCUCGUCUUUCAGGUAGUCGCGACAUUUCUUCCCAAGCACCUGAAAGAAGCGAGACAGAAACAGACAGGCCACAGCCGGAUGACCGUGCAGAAACGGCUACAGAGUCAAAAAGAUCGUGGUCAAGCUGAUUUCAUGGAGUCGAUGCUGCGACACCGAGGCGAAAAGGACGGUUUGACCGACGAAGAGCUCGAGGCAAAUGCAGACAUCAUCAUCAUUGCGGGCAGCGAGACAACAGCUACUCUUCUCUCCGGACUGACCUAUUUCUUACUUCAAAAUCCCCAGGCAAUGGAAAAAGUUACCAGGGAGGUGCGGUUCGUCAUGCAGACCGAGGCAGAUAUUACCGUCCAGAAUGCGACGGCUAAUCUUCCCUACAUGCUGGCAUGCAUUGACGAGGCGUUUCGGAUGUACCCCCCUAUCCCUAGUGGCUUGCAACGUAUAACGCCGACAACGCCGAUUGAGAUAUCUGGCUAUCGGAUUGCUCCGAAUACCAAGGUCGCCGUGCACCAAUCUGCGGCCAACCUAUCGCGUCUCAACUUCUAUCAACCCGACAAAUUUAUUCCCGAACGUUGGCUGCCAGAGUCCAAGAACGAUCCCUCGUCGCCGUUCUUCAACGAUAACCGGGACGUUGUGCAACCGUUCUCGGUCGGCCCGCGGAACUGCAUCGGUCGGAACCUAGCCUAUGCAGAGAUGCGUGUUAUUCUUGCCCGAGUGCUAUGGAACUUUGACCUUGAGCGGUGUGAGGAGAGUCGGGACUGGUACAACCAGAAAUCAUAUUCGUUGUGGGAGAAGCCGCCUCUGAUGUGCACGCUCAAGGCUCGGGUGCAUUAA
Molecule: messenger RNA, 1473 nt
Organism: Aspergillus ibericus CBS 121593
Lineage: Eukaryota; Fungi; Ascomycota; Eurotiomycetes; Eurotiales; Aspergillaceae
Product: cytochrome P450
Exons: 2
Coding region: 1-1473 (490 amino acids)
Molecular function (GO): iron ion binding; heme binding; oxidoreductase activity, acting on paired donors, with incorporation or reduction of molecular oxygen
Source: RefSeq, a predicted model, not a curated record